AUGGAAGGAUCUAACGGAUUUGGGAUUGACACCAUCCUGUCACAUAGAGCCAGUAGCCCUGGGCUUUCUCAGGGGGACCCAUUGAUGGGGGAUAGCAGGUCACCCCUGGAGCUGAGCCCCAGGUCAGAAGUCAGCAGUGUCUGCUCUCCUCCACCCUCCCCAUCCAGAGAAUGUUUGGAGGCGAUCAGCACCAGACAAGGGGUCUCUCUGGCCAUCGAGUCGCAUCUUCAGCCAGGACUUUCUGCACCUUCACAAUCCAGGACUGUUACCUCUUCCUUCUUAAUCAGAGACAUUUUAGCAGACUGCAAGCCCCUGGCCACCUGCGCCCCUUACUCCAGUAAUGGUCAACCAGCCCAAGACCUCACCCAUUGCUUGUCCAGUAAAACUGUUGAGGACUUUAGGGACAAACUAGAGAAGAGCAGCAGUUCCAUGUCCUCAGACUCUGAAUAUAAAGUGAAAGAAGAAGGGGAGCGGGAAAUCUCCAGCUCCAGGGAGAGCCCCCCGGUCCGGCUGAAGAAGCCCCGCAAGGCCCGCACUGCCUUCACCGACCACCAGUUGGCGCAGUUGGAGCGCAGCUUCGAGAGGCAGAAAUACCUGAGUGUGCAGGACCGGAUGGAGCUGGCGGCCUCCCUCAACCUGACCGACACCCAGGUGAAGACCUGGUACCAGAACCGCAGGACAAAGUGGAAGAGACAGACAGCGGUGGGACUGGAGUUGCUGGCAGAAGCGGGAAAUUACUCGGCCCUGCAACGCAUGUUUCCUUCUCCGUACUUCUACCCCCAAAGCCUGGUGUCUAACCUGGACCCGGGCGCUGCACUUUACCUCUACAGAGGUCCUACUGCCCCUCCUCCGGCUUUACAAAGACCUCUAGUCCCCAGGAUCCUUAUUCACGGACUUCAAGGUGGCGCCGAGCCGCCACCUGCCUUGCCCCCCCUGACAGGAGUCCUACAGAGGGCGGCACAGCCACGGUGA
Messenger RNA from Bufo bufo (common toad), 972 nucleotides. It is a transcript of the gene BARHL1, whose product is annotated as BarH like homeobox 1. Gene Ontology annotation, cellular component: nucleus. The coding region runs from base 1 to 972 and encodes 323 amino acids. Gene Ontology annotation, molecular function: RNA polymerase II transcription regulatory region sequence-specific DNA binding; DNA-binding transcription factor activity, RNA polymerase II-specific. NCBI's taxonomy places the organism in Eukaryota, Metazoa, Chordata, Amphibia, Anura, Bufonidae. The transcript is spliced from 3 exons. The record is from RefSeq and is a predicted model, not a curated record. Gene Ontology annotation, biological process: regulation of transcription by RNA polymerase II.